UAUAGUCCGUUGACACAACUGUUUUCGUUAAUCUAAAAUUCCAGUGGCAGUUACGAUGCUGUAAUUUGUAUACAUACACACAUCCGAUUCAGUUGCCAGUCGAAUUUCGUACGAUGAAAACGUCCGUUUCUUUGCUGCUGAUGGGGCUCUGCUCUAUGGCGCACAGCGCCAAAAUUCUAUGUAUCUUCCCCACGACCUCACAAAGCCACUAUAUCCUAGGGCAUGAACUCUGUGAGGGUUUGGUGAAGAAAGGGCAUGACGUUACAUUCAUCAGCGCUUACGAUAAAAACACGACGUACAAGAAUAUCUAUUUGGAAGACGUCCAAGCUAAACUCGAAGAGUUGCAUCGUGCGAACCAACAAAAUGAAGAGGUGAAUAUAAACGAUAUGAGAACCAUGCCGCCUCAAAAUAUGUUUAUGUGGAUGGGCGAGGUGAUGCUGAUUCAGAACGAGCUGCUCUUCGAGCAUCCCAGAGUGCAGGAUCUGAUGAAGAAUGAAAAGUUCGAUGUGGUCGUGCUGGAGCAGUUUAUGAAUGAUGCCCUCAAGGGAUUCUGCGUGCACUUCGAUGCCAGAUGCAUAGCUUUCAGCACCAUCGGUGUAAGCGAUUUCAGCAACUACUUAGUCUCUAAUCCCACUUUCCCUUCAUACAUUCCCAACAUGUUCCUAUCCUAUUCUUCCGACAUGACCUUUUUCCAGAGGAUGCACAACGCUUUAUUUACAGUCUUCAUUAAUACGGUUAACAAGUAUAAGCACAUUCCUAAUCAACAAGAGUUGAUGAGGAAGUACUUCCCUGACUCUCCCGAUAUUUCCGACAUAAUCAAAAACAACGUGGAUUUGGUCUUCCUGAACUCUCAUCCGAGCGUCAACGAUCCCGUGCCUACAGUUCCGCAGAUGAUUCACGUGGGUGGUAUCCAUGUCAACCCGAAACAAAACAAAAUGCCUGGUGAUGUUAAGAAAUUUCUAGACGACGCGACCGAAGGUGUAGUCUACUUCAGCUUGGGCACAAACGUGAAAAGCAAAGAUCUCCCAAAGGAAAAAGUCCAGAGCAUUCUCAGAGCUCUUUCCAAGCUGAAAAUGAAGGUACUCUGGAAGUACGAAGAUGAUAAAUUGGAGGGAAAGCCGAAGAACGUCAUGAUCCAAAAGUGGAUGCCUCAGCAAGAAAUUUUAAGUCACCCUAACGUUAAAGUUUUCUUAACGCACGGAGGGCUCUUGAGCUCCAUAGAGGCUGUCUACUUCGGAAUUCCUUUAAUCGGAGUUCCCUUUUUCGGAGAUCAAAUGUCCAAUAUGCAGAUGCACGUGAAGAAUGGCUUCGCUAUUCAAAUUGAUUUCGACGACCUGAACGAGGCUUCUCUGACCGAAGCCUUUAAUACCAUCACCAAAAACCCCAAGUUCUCAAAGAUCGCUAAGCGAAGGUCGAAGAUGAUGCGCGAUAGUCCCAUGAAGCCCUUGGACUUGGCCGUCUUCUGGGUCGAGUAUCUGGUGAGGAAUGGUGACGCAACGUUCUUGAGAACCGCCGCCACUGAUUUGCCCAUCUAUAAGUACCUUAUGCUGGACGUGGUGGCCUUCCUUGCGUUGAUUGCCUUAAUCCCACCGGUUCUCCUCUAUAAGUGCAUCAAGUGCAGGAAAUCUUGUGCCAAGAGCGAGAAGUGCUGCAAAGCCAAGAGCAACAAAAGCAAAAAAGAGUAAAAACAAUAAGUAAAUUAC
Molecule: messenger RNA, 1703 nt
Organism: Nicrophorus vespilloides
Lineage: Eukaryota; Metazoa; Arthropoda; Insecta; Coleoptera; Silphidae
Product: UDP-glucuronosyltransferase-like
Exons: 4
Coding region: 114-1685 (523 amino acids)
Molecular function (GO): UDP-glycosyltransferase activity
Source: RefSeq, a predicted model, not a curated record